AUGACAGCCAAUCAGAGAGCAGCACCCUUCAUUGCUAUGGUACGAGGUGAAGCUGAUGAUGAGGAGGAGUCAGGUGUGAGGAGGUUUGUGGUGGCUCACCUGCUGGUCAGGUGCAGCAGAUCACACCUGACCACACCUGCUGGGAUGUUGGCUGUGGUCAGAGACCCCUCAGUGCGAUGGGUGGAGCUACAUGGCGCCCCCCUCUCUCACUUACUGCUGGACCCGGGGACAGGGCGUCUGUAUGUAGGCGGGGUUGACCACCUUUACCAGUUGACAUCUGACCUGGAAGUGAUGUCACAUGUUAGGACCGGCCCUCACUUGGACUCCCCGGACUGCCUGCCCCCCAUUGUCCCUCAGGACUGUCCCUCAGCUGUACCCACACACAACCACAACAAACUGCUGCUGAUGGAGGCGGGGCAGGGAGCGGAGCCAGGGAGUUUGAUCGUCUGUGGUUCACUCUAUCAGGGCAUCUGUGAUAAAAGGAGUCUGUCCAAUAUCUCUCAGCUCAUCUAUCAGACGUCUAACCCCGUAGACACUCAGUACGUCGCCGCCAACGACCCCCGGGUCUCCACUGUCGCUGUGGUAGUAACCAUAGAGAACAAACAGGAAGUGAACGGCGUGCUGCGUCUCAUGCUGGUUGGUCGAGGCUACACCAGUAAAGGUCCCGGUGACAUCCCACCAAUCACGACGCGGCGUCUGUUCCCGGUGGUCCCACCUCGCCGGGCGUUCUCUCAGGAGGAGGAGCUGGGGAAACUUGUCGUAGGAAGUUACUCUGAGUACAACAACCACUUUGUGAAGGCUGUUGCCCACGGUGAACACGUCUACUUCCUGUUCUCGAGGCGGGACAUGUGGCACAAGAAGGAGUACCGGACCUAUGCCUCCCGCCUCUGCACCUCUGACCGCAGUUUCUACUCAUAUGUGGAGGUGCCACUGCUGUGCCACGGUGGAUACAACCUGGCUCAGGGGGCGUGGUUAGGAAACCACUCAGGUGAACCCGCCCUGUUUGUCGUCAUGGCAGUGGGGCAGGCGUCCACACCUGUAGCGACUGGUCGAUCUGCACUGUGUGUUUUUGGGAUGGCAAAGCUGGACGCCAUGCUGCGACAGGCACAGGAAGUGUGUUACACAGAGGGAGGACGAGGCAGCAGCGGACAGGAAGAAGCCUACAUCGAGUACGCCGUGUCAUCGAAAUGUCUCAAACUACCAAAGGUCUCUCUCUCUGAGUACCCCUGUGGGGGGGAACACACGCCGAACCCCAUCGCCAGUGCUGUGCCACUCCCGGCCACGCCCACCUUUACCUCCACCACCCAGCUGACCGCCGUCACCACGGCUACAGAGGCGGGACACACCAUCACCUUCCUGGGAGACAGAGAGGGACAACUGCACAAGGUGUUGGUGCGCACUGACUGGUCAGGUGAUCUGUAUGGCAGUGUGUUAGUGAACAGCGGCAGCGCCGUCAGUGCUGACCUCCUAUUGGACGAGAGCCAGCAGUACAUUUAUGUUUUAACCAGCAGCAGGUUGUCAAAGGUUCCUGUGUCGUCAUGUGAGAGACAGACAGACUGUCAGUCCUGUCUCGCCGUCAGAGAUCCAUACUGUGGCUGGUGUGUUCUGGAGGGAAGAUGUUCCCGUAAACAUCAGUGUCAGCGUCACCUUCAGUCCAAUCACUGGCUCUGGAGCUUCGAACCAACCAAUCAGUGUGUGACAGUACAGAGCCUGCAGCCGGCCAAUCAGAGCAAAGAUGAGCAGACCCAGGUAACGCUGUCAGUCAUCCAACUUCCCACCCUCACUGAGGCCGAGUCUCUGUCCUGUGCCUUUGGGCUCCUCCCACCUCAGCCAGCUAUUGUCAUGGGAACCAGCAUCACCUGUCAAUCACCUGCACCGGAGCUCCUGCCACCCAUGCCCGCAGGAAGUGAUCACAUGAUCCUGCCUGUGUCACUGAGGUUCAGUCACGUGACCAUCACCACAGGUCACAUGACCUUCUAUGACUGUGGAGCAGUGAGCCGACUCAACCAGAGCUCCCAGUGUCUGGCCUGUGUCAGCAGUGUGUGGAAGUGUAACUGGUGUCCUCUGGAUCAACUCUGCACUCACAACCACAGCUGUCCCAACCAACACAUCAUCCUGAACCAGAGAGACUCUCCUGGUCCCUGUCCCCUGGUGUUCUCCCUGCAGAGUUCUGCCUUAGUGCCGAUGGGCCUGAGCACCACUGUGGUGUUAGAGGGACGAAACCUGGACAUCUACACCGAUGAAGCUCAGUACCUGUGUGUUGUGGAAAUCCAAGGAGUCCAGAUCAACCUGACAGCUGCUGUGGAGAAAUCACAUGACAACACACACACCUUCACCUGCAGCCCACACCAGUUUCAGUAUGCAGUCAGUCAGCUUCAGUAUUCUGCCCCCGUCUACCUGCGAAAAGGAGAGAGACGCAUUGAUGCCUCACCUGGCCUCCGACUCCAGUUGUACGACUGCUCAGCUGGCCAAUCAGAUUGCUCGCAGUGCAGGGCGGUACCUGAGGAGUAUGGCUGCGUGUGGUGUCCGGGAAGCCCCACCCCCAGCUGUGUUUACAACCAAUCAUGUACUGGCAUACCUGAAGACACCUGCCCACCUCCUCAGAUCACUCAGGUGUUACCUCUCUCUGGUCCUCUCGAGGGUGGAGUCUUGGUAACAAUCAUAGGGUCAAAUCUGGGGAUGAGGUACCAGGAUGUGGUGGAUGGAGUCACAGUGGCAGGUGUUCAGUGUCUGCCCCAAUCUGUAGGAUACCAGAUCUCCACCAGGGUUGUGUGUGAGCUGCAGCCCAGUGGGAAGCAGAGAGAGGGACCUAUCCUGGUUACCGUGGGAACAACCCCACCUGGGAGGUCAACGCAGAUCUUCACCUAUCAGGACCCUCAGCUCCUGGAUCUGGUUCCUAAUAAAGGUCCAGUCUCUGGAGGAACCAGACUGACCAUCAGAGGAUGGCAGCUGCUGACUGGACAGACGUCUGACCUGAGCGCCUUCGUGGGUCCACAGCCCUGUUACAUUGUGGAGGAGGUGAAUGACACCCAGUUGGUGUGUCAGACUGGUGCCAGUACUCAGACUGGUGGAGUCACAGUUCGGGUUUUGUUCGGUAAAGCAGAGCGGAUUGUUCCCAACGUUACCUUCCGUUACCUUGAUGACCCCGUCAUCACUGACGCCACACCUUCAGAGAGCUUCUAUGCAGGGGGGCGCAUCGUCAUGGUGACAGGCAGGAACCUGGAUGUGGUCCAGCAGCCAAUCAUAUCUGUGUGGGUGGAGCCUCUGGAGGUCCAGAGGGUGAAACGGAGAAGACGAUUGGCUCUCCUCACCGCCAAGCAGCAGCUGGUCUUCAACAGCACCAUGACAACGGUAUCGGAGCACUGUUCGGUCCUUUCAUCCUCUCAGAUGACCUGUCCAACCCCCACAGUGACCCCAGAGGUCAAAGUAAAAAGUGUCUGGUUUCAACUGGACAACGUCAGAGUACACUACGAGAGCAUCAAGGGUAAAAGCUUCACUUAUUAUCCAAACCCAGAGUUUUUUCAUCUGAAUCGAGAAGCUCCAGAUGCUCCGUAUCGUUUCAAACCGGGAGGAGUGAUCGCUGUGGAGGGUCAGGACUUGACCAGAGCCAUGUCCAGACAGGAAGUAACCGCUCGUCUUGGAGAUCAGGAGUGUGAGGUGAAAACUCUGGACAACACACACCUGUACUGUGAACCUCCAGAGAUCCAACCAAUGAGUGUGGACGACAGCAACGACCUGCCAAGUCUCAAGGUGUUUAUGGGAAACCUGCAGGUGGACCUGGGAAUGGUUCAGUACGACAGUGACUCUCUGCUGUCUCCCGUUCCAUUGGCUGCUCAGAUCGGUUUGGGGGCAGGAACAGGUGUAAUCAUCCUGUCAGUGCUAGUGGUCAUCCUGAUGUACAGGAGGAAGAGUAAACAGGCGCUCAGAGAUUAUAAGAAGGUUUUGCUGCAGUUGGAAACUCUGGAAAUCAAUGUUGGAGAUCAGUGUCGCAAAGAGUUCACUGACCUAAUGACAGAGAUGAUGGACUUGAGCAGUGAUGUUGGAGGACCAGGACUCCCCCUGCUGGACUACAGGACGUAUGCAGAGAGAGUCUUUUUUCCCGGCCAGCAGACGGCACCAUUGAGCCGCCAGCUGGAUCUUCCAGAGUCCAGGAGGCAGACUGUGGAGCAGGGACUCCAGCAGCUCAACAACCUGCUCAACAACAGACUCUUCCUUACUAGAUUCAUCCACACUCUGGAGGCCCAGCAGGGUUUCUCUCAGAGAGACCGGGGUUAUGUUGCCAGUCUGCUCACCAUGGCCCUUCAUGAUAAACUGGAGUACUUCACUGAGGUCAUGAAGAGUCUGUUGCAGGACCUGGUCCAGCAGUAUGUUGCCAAGAACCCCAAACUCAUGCUACGCCGGACAGAGACAGUUGUAGAGAAGAUGUUGACCAACUGGAUGUCAAUCUGCCUCUACUCCUUCCUGAAGGAGGUGGCAGGCGAGCCUCUCUACAUGCUCUACAGAGCUAUAAAGUAUCAGGUAGACAAAGGGCCAGUUGACGCCGUGACAGGAAAAGCCAAACGAACACUUAACGACAGUCACCUGCUGCGAGAGGACAUUGACUACUCUGCUAUGACCCUGACAGUCUUGGUGAAGAACGGAGUUGAGGUUCAGCCGUGUCCUGUUAAAGUGCUCGACACCGACACUAUCACACAGGUGAAGGAUAAGAUCCUGGAUCAAGUCUACAGGGGAGCUCCGUUCUCUCAAAGACCAGCAGCUGAUAGUCUGGACCUGGAGUGGCGUUCAGGUCAGGCGGGUCACCUGACCCUGUCAGAUGAUGAUGUCACAGCAGUGGUUCAGGGUCGCUGGAAACGGAUCAACACGUUGCAGCACUACAAGGUUCCAGACGGUGCGACUGUGGCUCUGAUUCCUCGUUCUCAGAACUCAGGUGGAGUUGGAAUCAAUCAGGUGUUCCAGACUGGAGAGAAAACACCAAUGCUGGAGGGUGAGGAGGAGGAGGGUCUUCGUCUGUGGCACCUGGUGAAGAGCAGCGAAGAUCCUGAAAUUCCAAAACACAGAAAGAGCAGCAUGAGGGAGAGAGAGCGAGCCAAGGCCAUACCUGAGAUUUACCUGACCAGACUGCUGUCCAUGAAGGGGACGCUGCAGAAGUUUGUGGACGAUGUCUUUGUGGCCAUCCUCAGUACGAAGCGUCCUCCUCCAAUUGCCGUAAGAUUCUUCUUUGACUUCCUGGACGACAUGGCUGAGAAACACGGCAUUGACGACCCCGAGACGGUUCACAUCUGGAAGACCAACAGUCUCCCUCUCAGAUUCUGGGUGAACAUCCUGAAGAACCCUCAGUUUGUUUUGGAUGUUCAGGUGACCGACAGCAUCGACGCCGUCCUGUCAGUCAUUGCUCAGACCUUCAUCGACUCCUGCACCACCUCUGAACACAAAGUGGGACGGGACUCUCCUGUCAACAAGCUGCUGUACGCCAGAGAGAUCCCCCGAUACAAACAGCUGGUAGAGAGGUACUACAGUGACAUCCACAGCGCUGCGUCAGGCUGUUACCAGGAGAUGAACUCCACUCUGACUGAACUCUCAGGGAGUUUCGCCUCGGAGAUGAACAGUGUUGUUGCUCUUCAUGAACUCUACAAGUACAUUAACAAAUACUAUGACCAGAUCAUCAUGUCUCUGGAGGAGGACAGUUCGGGUCAGAAGAUGCAGUUGGCCUACCGACUGCAGCAGGUUGCUGCCCUGGUAGAGAACAAGGUCACUGACCUCUGACUCCAUCAACCAGCCCACAGGAAGAACUGGCCUCUGAUGACCUCUGACCCCUGGAGACACUUGGAGCCCCACUGAGGAGGAGGAGAGGAUGAAGAAGCUCCUUCAGCAGCUCUGAGAGACUGAAAUUCUGGAAACCAUCGUACUCCUGUUAACAUUGUGUCUUCCUGCUGUGUGUGUGUGU
This is a messenger RNA of Seriola dumerili (greater amberjack), 5944 nucleotides long. It is a transcript of the gene plxnb3, whose product is annotated as plexin-B3-like. Lineage: Eukaryota; Metazoa; Chordata; Actinopteri; Carangiformes; Carangidae. The record is from RefSeq and is a predicted model, not a curated record. The transcript has 40 exons. Bases 1 to 5763 code for a protein of 1920 amino acids. Gene Ontology annotation, cellular component: semaphorin receptor complex. Gene Ontology annotation, molecular function: protein binding; semaphorin receptor activity. Gene Ontology annotation, biological process: regulation of GTPase activity; positive regulation of axonogenesis; semaphorin-plexin signaling pathway involved in axon guidance.